This is a messenger RNA of Echinostoma caproni, 387 nucleotides long. The record is from the annotation of a GenBank genome assembly. Lineage: Eukaryota; Metazoa; Platyhelminthes; Trematoda; Plagiorchiida; Echinostomatidae.
UAUGAAGGCCAAAGGUCACUAAUGAGAACCGGAUUAGGCAUAGGGGCAGGGAGCGGAAUCAUUGGCGAUGAAGUGCCGGAACGUGAUGUCCUUUACCGAAAAUUAGUGCUGAUUGUAGCCGGUCAUGAACCGGCUGUUUUGAAGAGCUACGAACAAUUUGUGAAGACCGUCUGUGAUGAAUUUUCCCUAAACUUGUUUGAACGACUUUCAUUGAAUAAAUCACCGUUCAUCUACAAAAAACAUCAGCGUCAGUAUGAGUUUCGUACUCAUUAUAAGUACUUCACCAUUAAAGAGAUUACUGGAUGCACUGCGGACGUCCUUCUGGAAUAUAUUCAACGCAAUUUGCCCGAAGGUGUCGCUAUGCAUACGAUUCGGGUGAGUCCCUGA